Messenger RNA from Phasianus colchicus (ring-necked pheasant), 1868 nucleotides. NCBI's taxonomy places the organism in Eukaryota, Metazoa, Chordata, Aves, Galliformes, Phasianidae. The record is from RefSeq and is a predicted model, not a curated record.
UGAUACCCGCAGCCCGCGGCCGCUGCCGCCGCCCCCCACAGUAGCAGCGCCGCCCGAACCGCCGCCAUGCCGUUCGAGCGCGAGAUCAUGUGACCGCUUGCUCACGUGACCCGAGGGUGGGGGGAGGGGCGACCCUUGGUUCUGCCCCGCCUACUCGGCGAAGAAGAGCCAAUAGACGGCCAGAGCGGCACCGCGCCCCGCUCUGAUUCGUUGCAGGCGGUGUCAGUGCGACACCCUACGGUUUUCCGUUAUCAACGGUUCUCCAAACCCCGCCCCCGCCAGCACGCGAUUGGCAGAGCGAGACGGACACCGCUCUCCUCCAAUGGGGCGUCGGGAAACUUUGAGGCGGGAAACGAUUCUCCUCACAGCUCCUCACCCCGCCCCCGUAGGCACGCGAUUGGCGGAGAGGUCCAUCUUCUCCUCCAAUGGGGCGUCGAGUUACUGCGAGGCUCGAAGCGCUUCUCCUCAGAUCCUAAAACCCCGCCCCCGCCAGCAGUCGAUUGGUGGAGAACCAGACUGACAACAUCCUCCCCCAAUAGGGUGCCGAGUUGUCAUGAAGUGAUGCUUCUUCUCACAGAAGCUGAAAGAACUGAGUAGAGCGAGCGCGCAGCGAGGAGCGCAGCAGGCACCGCCUCUGGGCCCGGGUGUCCCUUAGCCCCACGGAUCCCCCCUUUUUGGGGUCCGUUCAGCUCCCCCCCAAACCUCCCAGAACGGCCUCAUUCCCUUUGCAGCAGAGCCGGACCCUUGGAGAGCUGCGUGAGUUGGCGAAGCUGAUGAAGGAGCAGUAGACAGCGAUCCAGGCGCACCACUUCAGCUGCAGCACCAGGAGGGGACACCCGUGAGAACCCCAACAGACCCCAAAUGGUGGCAGCAGCUCCCCCAGACCGAUAGCAGGCCUGGCAGCCGGAAGUAUCCUUCAGCUCAGCCACAAACUUCCGGUAUUCAUCGGAAGUGUCCGGCAGCCAGCUUCCGGCGCGGUUAUUUGAACUUCCGCCGCCGCCACCUGCAGUGUGCGUUUCAUCCCGGUACAACCAUGGCGUUCCCGCGACCUCGGCCCGCUCGACCCGAGCUGCCCCGGAAGCACGUGCGGACCAUCGAGUGCGGGCAGGGAGCAGUGCGCGCCGUGCGCUUCAACGUGGACGGCAAUUACUGCCUGACGUGCGGCAGCGAUAAGACCUUAAAGCUGUGGAACCCACCAACCCACAGCACCCACCCUAUGUGCCUCCUGCAGAAAGUCAACUGUGUGCAGUUCAACGAGGAGGCCACCAUCAUUGUGUCUGGCUCCAUCGACUCCACAGUGCGCUGCUGGGACUGCCGCUCGCGCCGCCCCGACCCCGUGCAGGUGUUGGAUGAGGCCAAGGAUGGCAUCUCCAGCCUGAAGCUGUCAGCCAGCGAAAUCCUGACAGGCUCUGUGGACGGCCGUGUGCGACGCUACGAUCUGCGUGCAGGGCAGCUCUACUCUGACUACGUGGGGAGCCCCAUCACCAGCGUCUGCUUCAGCAAGGAUGGGCAGUGCGUGCUGGCUGCUAGCCUGGAUUCCACGCUGCGCCUGCUGGAUAAGGAAACGGGCGAGAUGCUGGGCGAGUACACCGGGCACCGCAGCACAUCGUACCGCCUGGACUGCGUGCUGAGCGAGCAGGACACGCACGUGGGCAGCGCCUCCGAGGAUGGCAACGUCUACUUCUGGGACCUGGUGGAGGGCUCCCUGGCACUGACGCUGCCCGUGGGGCGUGGAGUGGUGCAGUCCAUCGCCUUCCAUCCCACCCUGCCCUGCCUGCUGGCUGCCACCGAGGGCUGCGUGCAGCUGUGGCGCGAGGACAGCUUUGAAGGGGACACCACAACCACGUGACAACUCGGGGGGGGGGGGG